UGCUGAAAGCCUGAAAAUAGAUCUGGUUUUAUUUCACUUAUCUUUUCCCAUUUUUCUCCGCUGAAAAACCGAGGUUUGCUCUCGCCUCUUCUCUGUUACAAUCUCGUUCAAUUCGUCUCUUCUAUGUUCAUCUCGUUCAUAGAAAAUCAAUACUAAUGUGUUCAGGGAGAGAGUUGUUGAUGGAGCCAUAGUUGAUUGAACACAGAACUGUGUUGAGCGAGAGAAUUCUAUGAUAAGAUUAAAGUUUCAAUGAGAAUCGAUGAUGGAGAUAAAGAUCAUGAGUCUGAGAUUUAGAGAAAUAGAAUGGAAUCAAGGAUAGUUGAUGGUCAUGGUGUCGAUCCAUGUGUUGAUUCAAACUCAACAGAAAGAGAUGAAGAUUCCAAAACUCAUGCAUAUAGAUGCUGAAUCCAGAAGGAUUAUUGAGUGGAUGGAAAGCGGUGUUUAUGAUGCAUUACAGAAGAAAUACCUAAGAACACUUUUGUUCUGCAUAUCUGAAGCUAUUGAAGGACCUAUAAUAGAAGAAUAGGCGUUUUCAUUUAGUUAUUCGAAUUCCAACAGCGAAGAACAAGAAACAAGGAGCAACGUUCAGAUCUAAUGGCAAUGCAGCCAUUACACCAAAUAAAAUGAGGAGUUCUGCCUCCAUUAUUCAGAGGUUGCUCAGAAGAAGAAGCUAACCAUCCAUGGUUGAAAACCCCUAUCAAAAUGGAAAUAGGAAAUGCAGCAAACAUAUCGUCCUAGCUCUCGAGGUCAAAAGUAUCCUGGUACCACAUCAAGAUGAAAGCAAUGACAUGGAAGAUGAUGAAGCGAUCAGCUUGGGUGUUGAUUCAGUGCCAACAACUGAUCCUCCAAAUCCAGAUAACGAGAUGAGCCAUUCCAUGGAAGAUGAUGGAUACAUUGCAUCUCAUGUAGAUGAUAUACAGGAUAGGAUUGCAGAGCUGGAGGCACUAUUGAGGACUGAUGCGGAGAUCAGGAACAUCCCAUGAAUGGAAGAUGUUGGUGUAUGGAUGGGUGACUGAUAUAGGUGCUCGUUUUUUUGAAUAUAAGGGAAUGGGAUGAUUCUUUUUUUGUUUUCAUGCCAUAUGGGUGGGUGAUUUUUUUAAUAUAAGGGAAUGGGAUGAUAUCCUUUUUUUAUUUUCAUGCCAUCAGUUGUGUUCGCUGUUCGCAGCUUGUCCCAAACAUUACACAGGCGUACUUCUGAUGUUUUUAGAACAGUAAAAUAUGCUUUUUACUUGCAUGUAUAUAAGUUUCAAAGCUUUGUAAAACUUUAUAAUAUAUGAAUAUAAGUUCAAUGGAGAACUUUGUAAAACUUUGUUAUA
Papaver somniferum (opium poppy) is the source of this 1316-nucleotide messenger RNA. Its product is annotated as meiosis-specific protein ASY1-like. Lineage: Eukaryota; Viridiplantae; Streptophyta; Magnoliopsida; Ranunculales; Papaveraceae. The transcript is spliced from 9 exons. Bases 681 to 983 code for a protein of 100 amino acids. The record is from RefSeq and is a predicted model, not a curated record.